Stegostoma tigrinum is the source of this 897-nucleotide messenger RNA. Its product is annotated as probable G-protein coupled receptor 139. The coding region runs from base 1 to 897 and encodes 298 amino acids. Gene Ontology annotation, biological process: G protein-coupled receptor signaling pathway. Lineage: Eukaryota; Metazoa; Chordata; Chondrichthyes; Orectolobiformes; Stegostomatidae. Gene Ontology annotation, molecular function: G protein-coupled receptor activity. The record is from RefSeq and is a predicted model, not a curated record. The transcript has a single exon. Gene Ontology annotation, cellular component: membrane.
AUGGCAGUUGUGAUCCUAUUGUGUGGAACUUGCGGCCUGUCCAAAUGUAUUACUCGAUACCUGAUUUCCAUGGUCGCCUCGGAUCUCUUGGUCAUUAUCACUGCCGUACUUUUGAACCGCAUUCCAGCAAUUUACUUUCCAGGUAGUUUCCUGUCCAUUACUCCGAUAUGCUGCAUCAGCAUUUCAUUGAUUUAUGCAACAAGGGACAUCUCCGUCUGGUUAACAGUUUCCUUCACCUUUGAUCGAUUUGUGGCCAUUUGUUGUCAGAAGCUGAAAAUGAAAUACUGCACUGAAAAAAUGGCAGCUGUAGUGAUCGGAAUAGUCUGUGGAUUAGGCUGCCUGAAGAAUAUACCGUGGUAUUUUAUGCAUGAGCCAAUACUCAUAAUAAAUAAUGUUCCAUGGUAUUGCAGACUGAAGGAGAUCCGUUACACUUCACCAAUAUGGGCAACAUUCCAAUGGACUGAUCGUAUUUUAACUCCGUGCCUCCCAUUCUUUCUGAUACUUUUCCUCAAUGCUGUGACCGUCAGACACGUUCUCAUAGCGAGUCGAGCCCGCAGGCGGCUCCGAGCUCAAACAAAGGGAAACAAUCAGAAUGACACAGAGAUGGAGAACAGGAGAAAAUCCAUUGUCUUACUUUUCUCUAUAUCUGGAAGUUUUGUUCUCUUAUGGACCACAUAUGUUGUGCAGUUCUUUUUUGAGAGAUUCAUAAAUGAAUAUAAACCUCAAGGUUUAAGUGAUCCAAAAUUUAUUUUUCAAGAAAGUGCAAAUAUGCUUCAGCUAUUGAGUUGCUGCACAAACACAUUUAUUUAUGCAGUGACUCAGAGGAGAUUCCGGCAGCAGUUAUACCAUAUGUUACAACAUCCAUUGACUCUGGUCCGUAAUUAUUGCCACAACUAA